UGCCUUUUUCCCUCUUGUUGUGAUGAACCCUUUACCUUGUUUUUCCGUCCUAGGGUAGAGACAGAAAGAACCUAAAAUUUGAAAGGAAAAGAAAAAAAAAAAACGUUUUAUUUCUCAUUUAUUUGUGAUCAAACCCAAAAUUAAGAUUUUGAGGAAGGAUCGGACAUAAAGGAGGUGUAGUGAGGAUUAGGGUUUGUUUGUUUUUGUGGCAAAGAUGGAAUCUUUGGAUGCCACCAUUUCUUCUAAUUCACCAUCUUCAAUAUUAUCAUCUUCUAGUGGUGUGAAUAAUAAUGAUAAUAUUAGUAGUGUAAGUAAUGAUAACAAUGUUAAUAGUAAUAGUAAUGGUGGAACUGUGACAUGGUAUGGUGUGAGGCUACCAUCUGUUAGCCCUUUACGUUCCCCACUUUCCUUUCUCUUGGAUUACUCUGGCAUUCUAAGAUCAAGCCAUGAUUCUGAGAGUUUGGUUGUGAACAAUGGUGUUACGGGUCUAGAAUUGCGGUCUGAGCCUCGGAUUCAGUCACCUGAUGAUGCUGGUGGUGUUGCUUCUGGGACACCCUGCAACAACGGUGCUGCUGGGGAGGUUGCAAUAAGGAUCAUUGGUGCUGGAGAGCAUGAUCACAAUGUGGGGUUAGGUUCGUCUAUUCCCUCAUCGUCAAGGAGUCAGAUUGGAGAAGCGGGGUAUGAUGGUUGUGAUGAGAUGAUUGGUGAUAGAGGGGGAAUUGAUGAUGAUGCCGAGGGUCGUCGCAAUGGAGUUCCGGUCAGCGAGAGGGUGCCUCUGGUGUCUCCAGCUUCUUCUUCGUCUUUGGCUGGUGGUAGUGGGCAGGCUGAUGGCGAUGUGGGGAAUGGUGUAGAUAGUAACAAUAGGGAUUCCUCAAACUACCAGCGAUAUGACAUUCAGCGGAUUGCAAAGUGGAUUGAGCAGAUUCUUCCUUUCUCACUCUUGUUACUGGUUGUUUUCAUCCGUCAGCAUUUGCAAGGUUUCUUUGUCACAAUUUGGAUAUCAGCUGUGAUGUUCAAGUCAAAUGAAAUUGUUAAGAAGCAGACAGCUUUAAAGGGGGAUAGGAAAGUGUCAGUUCUUGUUGGUAUAUCUAUUGCCUUCAUGCUUCAUGUGAUGUUCAUUUAUUGGUGGUAUCGAAAUGAUGAUCUUUUAUACCCACUGGUGUUGGUUCCCCCGAAAGCAAAUCCUUUCUGGCAUGCAAUAUUCAUCAUCCUAGUUAAUGAUGCAUUGGUGCGGCAAGCAGCAAUGGCCUUCAAGUGUAUUCUGUUAAUAUAUUACAAAAGUGGCAGAGGUCAUAGCUUCCGUCGGCAGGCUCAAAUGUUAACGCUGGUUGAGUACACACUGCUAUUGUAUCGUGCCUUAUUACCAACACCUGUUUGGUACCGGUUUUUCUUAAACAGGGCAUACGGCAGUCUCUUUUCAUCCCUGACCACAGGGUUAUAUUUAACUUUCAAGCUAACAUCUGUUGUUGAGAAGGUCCAAUGCUUUUUAUCUGCCUUGAAAGCAUUGUCAAGAAAGGAAGUUCAUUAUGGGGUUAAUGCCACAAUGGAGCAGGUUAAUGCUGCUGGUGACUUAUGCGCCAUAUGCCAGGAGAAAAUGCAUGCCCCCAUAUUGUUGCGCUGCAAACACAUUUUCUGCGAGGAGUGUGUGUCAGAAUGGUUUGAGAGAGAAAGGACAUGCCCUCUAUGCAGAGCACUGGUAAAGCCUGCUGAUCUGCGUACCUUCGGAGACGGAUCAACGAGUCUCUUUUUCCAGUUGUUCUAGACUCUAGAAGCUUCUUGUUAGGUUGGAUCAUAAUUUUGCCAACCUCUGGUCGAAAGUACCUUGCUUCUUACUCGGCUAUCGAGGGAUUUUUUCGUCAAUCGGUUCCUGGGAAAUAAGAUUGAAGGAAUCAUCUUGGAUAUGACUGUACACUCAGUCAUGGCUUGAGAGCACAACAUUCCUCCUCUUUUAAUGAAUUUUAGGUGUACAAAAGAAAAGGGCUCAAACUUAAGGGAAUCAACUAACCCUAAGUAUUCUUUAUAUCUCAGUGUGAUGGACACAGAUUUGUUCUUAAUGUUCAUCUUUUUGAAAUUCAUUCGCCUCUUAUUUUUUUUUUUUUUCAAAGUAUGUUUAUAUUUAUAAUAUAUAAAUGUUUCUUUCAUAGCCCUUUUGUUUAUUUUUAUUAUUUUAAUGCAAAACAUGUCAACUGAUUUUGUUUCUUGUACACAUGUAAACUGAAAUUGCUACUUGGUGUAAGAAACUUGGAUUUGGAUGCUUUCGA
Arachis duranensis is the source of this 2261-nucleotide messenger RNA. RefSeq lists its product as uncharacterized. Gene Ontology annotation, molecular function: ubiquitin protein ligase activity. The transcript has 8 exons. Bases 215 to 1762 code for a protein of 515 amino acids. The record is from RefSeq and is a predicted model, not a curated record. NCBI's taxonomy places the organism in Eukaryota, Viridiplantae, Streptophyta, Magnoliopsida, Fabales, Fabaceae. Gene Ontology annotation, biological process: positive regulation of ERAD pathway.